CUUCUGCUUUUCCUGAGACUGAAAGACACCGAGCAGCCUGACACUGGACUACGACUCCCAGAGUGCACUGCUGCCCCAGGUUCAGGGGCCCCCAUGAAGCUGGACAGCAGUUCCCGGUUGGCGUGUUCCCCGGCACAGAAGGAAGGCUACUUGCUGAAGAGAGGCAGCCGCCACGCCUCCUACCACCGCCGCUGGUUCCUGCUGUGUGGAAACCUUCUCUUGUACUGGGAGCGCCAGGGAGACCCCCAACCUCUCGGCCUCAUCCUCUUAGAGGGGAGCUCCAUCACCCUGAGGAACGCCAGACUGGAAUACGCCUUCUCCAUCUGCUCCGUGUCUCGCGUGUACAAAAUGGCGGCCGAGAGCCAGCGGGACCUGGAGCUGUGGGUGCGGGCCCUACUCAGUGCCAACCUCGGCUACACCCGGGCUCUCCUCGGGGAGCUGCGCGGCCAGUAUCUGAGCCUCGCGCCAAACCAAACCGCACAGACUGGAGACCCCGCCCCCGAGGAGCCGGAAUGGGAGGCGGAGUUUGGGCUCCUUCACGAUUGGUUGGGGAAGGAGAUCCAAUCCCUGAGAGACACCAACCUCAUUGACUUAUCGUGACCU
Molecule: messenger RNA, 603 nt
Organism: Nanorana parkeri
Lineage: Eukaryota; Metazoa; Chordata; Amphibia; Anura; Dicroglossidae
Product: sesquipedalian-1-like
Exons: 2
Coding region: 94-600 (168 amino acids)
Biological process (GO): receptor recycling; endosome organization; retrograde transport, endosome to Golgi
Cellular component (GO): recycling endosome; early endosome; trans-Golgi network
Source: RefSeq, a predicted model, not a curated record